UGAGAAGAAGCUGACAGGAACUGAGCCUCACCUUCUCUGUGUGCUGGGGAAUAGGGCUACACAGCCCCUGUGGCACCCAUGCCGAAGAACAGCAAGGUGACCCAGCGUGAACACAGCAAUGAGCAUGUCACGGAGUCGGUGGCUGAUUUGCUGGCCCUCGAGGAGCCUGUGGACUAUAAGCAGAGUGUACUGAAUGUGGCUGGCGAGACAGGUGGCAAGCAGAAGGUGGCGGAGGAGGAGCUGGACGCAGAGGACCGGCCAGCCUGGAAUAGCAAGCUGCAGUACAUCCUGGCCCAGAUCGGCUUCUCUGUGGGCCUUGGCAACAUCUGGAGGUUCCCCUACCUGUGCCAGAAAAAUGGAGGAGGUGCCUACCUGGUGCCCUACCUGGUGCUGCUGAUCAUUAUUGGUAUCCCCCUCUUCUUUCUGGAGCUGGCUGUGGGCCAGCGGAUCCGCCGUGGCAGCAUUGGUGUGUGGCACUAUGUGUGCCCCCGCCUGGGGGGCAUCGGUUUCUCCAGCUGUAUUGUCUGCCUCUUCGUUGGGCUGUACUACAAUGUGAUCAUCGGGUGGAGUGUCUUCUACUUCUUCAAGUCUUUCCAGUACCCACUGCCCUGGAGUGAAUGUCCUGUCAUCAGGAAUGGGACUGUGGCAGUGGUGGAGCCUGAGUGUGAGAAGAGCUCGGCUACUACCUACUUCUGGUAUCGAGAGGCCUUGGACAUCUCCAACUCCAUCUCAGAGAGUGGGGGCCUCAACUGGAAGAUGACACUCUGCCUCCUGGUGGCCUGGAGCAUUGUGGGCAUGGCUGUAGUCAAGGGCAUCCAGUCCUCUGGAAAGGUAAUGUAUUUCAGCUCCCUCUUCCCCUAUGUGGUGUUGGCCUGCUUCCUGGUCCGGGGGCUGCUGCUGCGAGGGGCAGUCGAUGGCAUCCUGCACAUGUUCACUCCUAAGCUGGACAAGAUGCUGGACCCCCAGGUGUGGCGGGAGGCAGCCACACAGGUCUUCUUCGCCCUGGGGCUGGGCUUUGGAGGUGUCAUCGCCUUUUCCAGCUACAACAAACAGGACAAUAACUGCCACUUCGAUGCUGCCCUGGUGUCCUUCAUCAACUUCUUCACCUCGGUGUUGGCCACCCUUGUGGUGUUUGCUGUGCUGGGCUUCAAAGCCAACAUCAUGAAUGAGAAGUGUGUGGUCGAGAAUGCUGAGAAAAUUCUAGGGUACCUCAACUCCAAUGUCUUGAGCCGGGACCUCAUCCCACCCCACGUCAACUUCUCACAUCUGACCACCAAGGACUACUCAGAGAUGUACAACGUCAUCAUGACUGUUAAGGAGAAGCAGUUCUCAGCCUUGGGCCUGGAUCCCUGCCUCCUGGAGGAUGAGCUGGACAAGUCUGUGCAGGGCACAGGCUUGGCCUUCAUCGCCUUCACUGAGGCCAUGACACAUUUCCCGGCCUCCCCGUUCUGGUCCGUCAUGUUCUUCCUCAUGCUCAUCAACCUGGGCCUGGGCAGCAUGAUCGGGACCAUGGCAGGAAUCACCACGCCUAUCAUCGACACCUUCAAGGUGCCCAAGGAGAUGUUCACAGUGGGCUGCUGUGUCUUUGCAUUCUUCGUGGGGCUGUUGUUCGUCCAGCGCUCCGGAAACUACUUUGUCACCAUGUUUGAUGACUAUUCCGCCACCCUGCCGCUCACCGUCAUCGUCAUCCUUGAGAACAUUGCUGUGGCCUGGAUUUAUGGAACCAAGAAGUUUAUGCAGGAGCUGACAGAGAUGCUGGGCUUCCGGCCGUACCGAUUCUAUUUCUACAUGUGGAAGUUUGUGUCUCCACUGUGCAUGGCUGUUCUCACCACAGCCAGCAUCAUCCAGCUGGGGGUGUCGCCCCCAGGGUACAGUGCCUGGAUUAAGGAGGAGGCCGCUGAGCGUUACUUGUACUUUCCCAACUGGGCCAUGGCACUGCUGAUCACCCUCAUUGCUGUGGCGACCCUGCCCAUCCCUGUGGUGUUCAUCCUGCGGCACUUCCACCUGCUCUCCGAUGGCUCCAACACCCUCUCUGUGUCCUACAAGAAGGGCCGCAUGAUGAAGGACAUCUCCAAUCUGGAGGAGAACGAUGAGACGCGCUUCAUCCUCAGCAAGGUGCCCAGUGAGGCGCCCUCCCCCAUGCCCACCCACCGCUCCUAUCUGGGGCCUGGCAGCACAUCACCCUUGGAGAACAGCGGCAAUCCCAAUGGACGCUAUGGAAGCGGCUACGUCUUGGCCAGCACCCCUGAGUCAGAGCUGUGACCACAGCUCCACCCUGCCUGCCUCCCCUCAAUACCCAACCUGACCACUCAUCUGGGCCUGGCCUCUUCCUCCAUGGUGGCCACCAGACCCAGGCCAGCCCAAGGAGAGAGGAGCUGUCCUGCCUUGUUCCCCACCCAAGUCCCAGCAGACUCCCUACCUAUGAGCAGGGGACUGGGGACAAUUCAGUCCCUAUUCCAGGCCCCCAACCCAUGUAACUUUUUGAGAACUCUUGCCAAGUUGCAGUCAUGUAACCACAACAAUCCCAGUGUGUGUGGGGGACUUCAAGUGGACACUUUAGGAGUCACCUCCCCGUCUCCCUGUAAAACCUAUCACCUGCAGUUCUUGGGUCUCAGGGAGGGUCCAUUUGUGCUGCUGGUGGUGGUGGCGGACAGAGGCUUCAGGGCUGAGGGUGCCAUUAUCCCAGCCUGCCAUAAGACCGGGACUCAUAGUCCUGUCCAGCGCAGCCAGGCUGCUCCCAAGUUGAGACAGGGAUAGGGACACAUGUGUCGGGACUCAGGCUCUGCUUUGGCAGGAGGUAGAUGGAAUCUCCUCAAGUCUGUCUUUUGAGGAAGGUGGGCCCUCUCAGGGUUAAGCAUGGAUGCUGGCAUCGAAAGGCAUGAGUCCGCAGCCAGCUCCUGGAGUCUUUGAAUGUCCCUAUUUCAGGGGCAAAGGGCAUAUGUUCUUGAUCCUGCCCAAGAAUGUAGUGAUGGGGUCACUUGAACUAGGGCUUAGCCAUUUCUCAAUCUCUUCUAGCCAGCCUGGAGCCAGGGGUGGUGGUCUUUGUCUCUGUCCCAGAGAGAAAAGGGCAAGUUCAAGAUGAGGUUUCCAGAGCACAAUUUGCAGGUUCCCAGCACAAUCUAGAUCAUUUGGAGCACAAGAAAAACCAACAUACUCUUCCGCACCCCACCCGGAGCUCCAGUUUCUCUUUAGUGUCAGCUUCUCCCUGGAAUGAGGGUUCCUGGAGCUCAGAGGUGUGAACCUCUUAGAACCAAGAGCCCUUGUUUCUAAGGAAAGACAGGAAAACUCACUGCCCCUGGGCUGACACUCACCCUCCUUGUUGCACAAGCACAGUCACCGGUGUGCACAUCGUGUGAAGACACCUUGGAAACCCUUCCCAUUCUUUCCCUAGCCUGUUCAGGGACCCACGUGGCUCAGGCAGUUCUGGGCAGAGGAGAGCCUCUGGUCUUAGGCUCCAAGGGAGACACGGUCUAUGGCAGUGUCUCUGGCCUCCUUUCGAGACUCCCCUGUGAUAAGGGUUGCUUCAGAGCAGCCUGUGAGGAUUCGGAAAUUGACCUGAGAUCAGAGUGUCUCUCUGUAGUUUCACAUUAGAAAGAUGGGUAUGUGGACAUAUGUG
Molecule: messenger RNA, 3616 nt
Organism: Apodemus sylvaticus (European woodmouse)
Lineage: Eukaryota; Metazoa; Chordata; Mammalia; Rodentia; Muridae
Gene: Slc6a17
Product: solute carrier family 6 member 17
Exons: 11
Coding region: 79-2262 (727 amino acids)
Biological process (GO): L-leucine transport; proline transport; glycine transport
Cellular component (GO): synaptic vesicle; plasma membrane
Source: RefSeq, a predicted model, not a curated record